This is a messenger RNA of Lactuca saligna, 2266 nucleotides long. NCBI's taxonomy places the organism in Eukaryota, Viridiplantae, Streptophyta, Magnoliopsida, Asterales, Asteraceae. The record is from the annotation of a GenBank genome assembly.
AUGUUGAGGAUCAAGAGGGUUCCCACUGUUCUUUCCAAUUACCAAAAGGAAGAGUCGGAGGACGCUGGUGCGACCGGUGGUUGUGGUCGUAACUGCAUGAGAGACUGUUGCCUACCAGGGGCAAAGCUACCUUUGUAUGCUUUCAGAAAAUCCGAUAAGGUUGAAUCCAGUGACAAAAAGGAGCCUCCUUUUGCUUUCUUGGAUUCCCUCCUCCUUGGAGAGUGGGAGGAUCGUGUCGAGAGGGGCCUGUUUCGCUACGAUGUUACUGCCUGUGAAACAAAGGUGAUUCCAGGAGAUUACGGAUUUGUUGCUCAACUAAACGAGGGUCGCCACCUAAAGAAAAGACCAACCGAGUUUCGGGUGGAUAAAGUUCUUCAGCCGUUUGAUGGGAGCAAAUUCAACUUCACUAAAGUUGGGCAAGAGGAGAUCCUCUUCCAGUUUGAAUCAAGUGAAGAUGAUGAAGUCAAAUUCUACCCAAAUGCUCCUAUCAACAUCGAUAACUCCCCAAGUGUCGUUGCCAUAAACGUGAGUCCAAUCGAAUAUGGACACGUGCUUCUAAUUCCUCGAAUUCUCGAGUGUUUACCCCAAAGGAUUGACCAUGAAAGCUUCUUGCUUGCACUUUACAUGGCAUCAGAAGCCGGAAAUCCAUACUUCCGUGUAGGUUACAAUAGUCUUGGUGCCUUUGCCACUAUCAAUCACCUUCACUUUCAGGCUUACUAUUUAGCUGUACCCUUUCCAAUUGAAAAAGCUCCAACCAGAAAGAUCACCGACUUCAAUGGCGGAGUUGUAAUUUCGGAGAUUCUCAAGUACCCAGUCAGAGGUCUUGUAUUCGAAGGUGGAUAUUCACUUGAAGAUUUAUCAAACGUUGUUUCUGAUUCAUGCAUCUGCCUUCAAGACAACAAUAUACCUUACAAUGUCCUCAUAUCAGAUUCCGGAAGACGCAUCUUCCUCCUCCCUCAGUGUUAUGCGGAGAAACAAGCUUUGGGAGAAGUGAGUAGUGAGCUUUUAGACACACAAGUGAAUCCAGCAGUUUGGGAGAUAAGUGGACACAUGGUGUUGAAACGGAAGGAGGACUAUGAUGGUGCAUCUGAGGAAAAUGCUUGGAGGCUUUUAGCGGAGGUGUCUCUCUCAGAAGAAAGGUUUCAGGAAGUGAUGGCAAUCAUCUUUGAAGCCAUCUCGUGUGCUGUUGUUGUUACAGAGGCUGGAAGCUUGGGUGAUGAAGAUGAGCUUCGGGAUGUUGAAGAUGUUGAUCAAGUUAGGGAUGUGGAUGGGUCCCACAAGGCGGGAAUCGUAGCUGGGAAGCAAGAGUGCAUGGUUCAGCACUAGGCGUUUUUUUUUUAUGUAAUUUGGAGUGUUUGAAAGUCUAGUUUCACAUUGAAUAAGGCCGUGCAUGGGUUUGAUUUGUUGUUCAUGUGUUGGCUAGAGCUAUAUUGUAUAAUAAUUUUGAGUUGUGGAAAAUCUGUUUUACGGAUUUUUUGUUUACCAUGUGGAAAAGAUGUUUUAACGUAUGUAUUUCAUGUGUGGGACGUCUGGUUUCACGUUUGGCUAGGUUUCAACAUGCAAAACAUGAAUGACUUGACAAUAUUGGUUGUGAUGAAUGAGCCAAGGGUGUGUUUUCCUAGUGUGAGUUAUCAUAUAACGACCUCUAAUAUUGUAGAUGGUAUGUACACAUUCUCAACAAAUGAACCAAAUUUAAAGAUAUCGAUGUUCAUUGAGGUUUUCCAAUGGUAUAGUACCGGUAUUCUCAACGCUGUGAUGAUGGAGAUAAAUAUACAAAUGUUGACACUUAUUACUUUUUAUAUUGUAUGAUGAUUAAUGAGAAUCCAAAUAUCUUUUGCAGCGGUAUUCAGGAUGAAAUUACCUUUGCCCACAAAUAGUAGGACAACUUUGAUGUACAUGAUAAUGAUUGCAUGAAGAGUACUGUUGUCAAUCUACAUGAUAUUGUUUGUAUAUCUCUGGAAGGCCAAUGCUCUAUUAUACCAUGUGGUCAUACGAAUAAUUUUGUUAAAUUUUCAUAUCAACGGUUUAUCAAUCUACAUACGGAAUGAAUAUAAUGCAUCCUCGUUCCAUUCCAUAUGAAUGAGAAAGGCCCAAUGAAGUAAUAAUCAUCAAACCCCCUAAGAUCCUAAGAGACUUGAUGCGCAAAGGGAACCAUUUGCAAUUUACGUUUAUGUAAUCGCAUUAUUUAAUUUUUAUGUCAAGCUUAUCAUACUAUUUUUUUAUGUGAUCUAGUUUUAUGUUUAUGGUAUUAAGUUUUAUGUUUAUA